Neogale vison (American mink) is the source of this 2358-nucleotide messenger RNA. It is a transcript of the gene ZNRF1, whose product is annotated as zinc and ring finger 1. The transcript has 5 exons. Bases 562 to 1245 code for a protein of 227 amino acids. The record is from RefSeq and is a predicted model, not a curated record. Lineage: Eukaryota; Metazoa; Chordata; Mammalia; Carnivora; Mustelidae.
GGCGGCUGGAGCGAGAGCGCGACGCGACGCGACCGCGGCUUCCCGAGCUCCGCCUGGCCGCCCAGCGCCGCAGCCCGCCCGAGGCCUGGAGGGGUCCGGGCCGGCGUCCAUGGUCGCCGCGUCCUGAGGCGGGGGACGCGCCCGGUGCCCCCAGCCCUCCUCCGCCUCCUCCUGUCCGGCGGGCGGCCUCCUCCGCCGCCUCCCUGCGCCCGCCCGCCGCCUCCCUCCCUCCUUCCCUGCGGCUCCCCCGGCUUUCGGGAGCCCGGGGGCGGCCUGUGGCGCGCCGAGCCCGCGCCGGACUGCGCUUCUUUGGACCUUGAGGGGAAACAUGCGUUUGGCUUGGAUCGUUUUAAAUUCUUAGUUUGGGAUCCCCGCCCGCCUGCCUCUUCCGCCCCGCGGAUUUUCUUUCCUUUUUUCUUUUUCUUUUUUUUUCCUUUUUUUCCUCCCGGUCUCCUUUUUGACUCCCUCCCCCUUUAUGCUCGCCCAACCCUCCCCCCGCUGCUGAGAAGUGGGGGAGGGUCUCGGCCUCCAGGUUCCCGCCCCACCGGGGCCCGGGCGAGCAUGGGGGGAAAGCAGAGCACGGCGGCCCGUUCUCGGGGCCCCUUUCCGGGGGUCUCCACCGAUGACAGCGCCGUGCCCCCGCCGGGAGGGGCGCCCCACUUUGGGCACUACCGGGCGGGCGGCGGGGCCAUGGGGCUGCGCAGCCGCUCAGUCAGCUCGGUGGCGGGCAUGGGCAUGGACCCCAGCACGGCCGGGGGGGUGCCCUUUGGCCUCUACACCCCCGCCUCCCGGGGGACCGGCGACUCGGAGAGGGCGCCCGGCGGCGGAGGGUCUGCGUCCGACUCCACCUAUGCCCAUGGCAAUGGUUACCAGGAGACCGGCGGCGGUCACCAUAGAGACGGGAUGCUGUACCUGGGCUCCCGAGCCUCGCUGGCGGAUGCUCUACCUCUGCACAUCGCACCCAGGUGGUUCAGCUCGCACAGUGGUUUCAAGUGCCCCAUUUGUUCCAAGUCUGUGGCUUCUGAUGAGAUGGAAAUGCACUUUAUAAUGUGUCUGAGCAAACCUCGCCUCUCCUACAACGAUGAUGUGCUGACGAAAGACGCGGGUGAGUGUGUGAUCUGCCUGGAGGAGCUGCUUCAGGGGGACACGAUAGCCAGGCUGCCCUGCCUGUGCAUUUAUCACAAAAGUUGCAUAGAUUCAUGGUUUGAAGUGAACAGAUCUUGUCCAGAACAUCCCGCGGACUGACCCUGCUGGGCUCGCUUGCUGACUCCUCUCAAAGGGACAGCCAGCCCCCGUUCCUGAGAGGAGGCAUCGGACACGGGCAGAGCUGAGCUGGGGACACCAGUGGGAACAGGGCACCCCUUCUGCACUGACUUCCAGAAAAUGGUUCUCCCUUUCUCCCUGAGGACACCAAACUGGAUGAGAGCGAGUUUGAGAGAAGAAUCAACUGCUAUCUUUCCCCUCAGCCCUCCUCCCAGGAGGGAAAGGGCAUUUUCUUUUACACCUUUGAAAGGCAUUGUGGGUCUGUCUAAAGUGUUUACAAAAAAAAAAAAAAAAAAAAUUAUAAAAAAAAAAAAAGUCUAGUGUCGACUGGUGUUUUCCCUCGUGAUGUUUACAGAUUGCUGUCUGCUGCCCAGCUAGAGCCCACUCAGUGACAGAGACGAACGGGGCCGCGCACACGGUCUCCUCCUGAGCCCAGCACCAUCCCACCUCCACCCCCCACCCUGGCCCUGUCUGUCACCACCACUCUGCCUUGGGUGUUUUGUCUUUCUUUCUUUCUUUCUUUUUUCUUCUUCUUCUUUUUUUUUUUUUUUUUGGUGGGGUUUUUUUUUUUGUAUUUUUUUUCCCCCUCCAUUUUUCUGGCUUGGUUUUGCACAUAUCUCACCUUGGGACCCUGAUAUUUAACUUCAUUGCCAAAAAAAAAAAAAAAAAAAAAAACUAUCAAGGACCUUUUCCUCUCCCUACCCUUUAUCUCUCCCUCCUUCCCUCCUGGUUCUGGUCAGUUCAGAGGAUUUAAUAAUCACAAGUGUCCUGCAAAAAUGCCAGAACAUUUUUCUUAGACCCUUGUGGAUUUUUUGUUUCCAGAAAACUUAAACACACAAAAGACUUACUAAAGGAAUAUGUACAGUUAUCCCUGUUUUCAGGCACUCUGUUUGAGAACAUUUUAGCCAUUGAUGUUCACACGUGGCAUCAGCCCAUGCAAGAUAGGUUUCUGUAUUUAUAUAUUAAAAUACAAAAAAAAACCUUAUAAAAUGUUUAAAAAAAUGUUCAAAGCUUGGGGGAAAAGCUUUCUUCAUUAGUCAAGGUGUUUUGAUAUGGUAUUAAAAUGUCUAAUAAAAGGUGCACUGUGUGACUUUA